GGGAGGAGGCCUCAGCAGCAGAGAGAAGUGGCCAGAGAGGCCCAGGGGACAGCCAGGGACAGGCAGACAUGCAGCCAGAGCCCCAGGGCCUGGAUAGGGGCCCCAGGGCCCCGUGACAGGAGGACCCCGAGCCCCAGGCCCGGGGAGAGGGCCAUGGUGCUGCCUGCCCGACAUGUCAGCCGAGGUACGGCUGAAGCGACUCCAGCAGCUGGUGCUGGACCCUGGCUUCCUGGGGCUGGAGCCCCUGCUCGACCUUCUCCUGGGCGUCCACCAGGAGCUGGGCGCCUCCGACCUGGCCCAGGACAAGUACGUGGCCGACUUCUUGCAGUGGGCCCCAAUACAUUUUCCCAAAGUGUGGUCCAGGAGCCACUUGCAUCUAAACCUGGAGUGGAGCCCAUCGCGGCGAGGCUUAAGGAGGCCAGACUACAGAGGAAUGACUUCGAGAUUCUAAAGGUGAUCGGGCGCGGAGCGUUCAGCGAGGUAGCGGUGGUGAAGAUGAAGCAGACAGGCCAAGUGUACGCCAUGAAGAUCAUGAAUAAGUGGGACAUGCUGAAGAGAGGCGAGGUGUCGUGCUUCCGCGAAGAAAGGGAUGUGUUGGUGAACGGGGACCGGCGCUGGAUCACGCAGCUUCACUUCGCCUUCCAGGAUGAGAACUACCUGUACCUGGUCAUGGAGUACUACGUGGGCGGGGACCUGCUAACGCUGCUGAGCAAGUUUGAGGAGCGGAUCCCGGCCGAGAUGGCGCGUUUCUACCUGGCCGAGAUUGUCAUGGCCAUAGACUCGGUGCACCAGUUGGGCUAUGUGCACAGGGACAUCAAACCGGACAAUAUUCUGCUGGACCGCUGUGGCCACAUCCGCUUGGCCGACUUUGGUUCCUGCCUCAAGUUGAGGGCAGAUGGAACGGUGCGGUCGCUGGUGGCAGUGGGCACCCCGGACUACUUGUCCCCUGAGAUUCUGCAGGCCGUGGGCGGCGGACCCGGGACAGGCAGCUACGGGCCUGAGUGUGACUGGUGGGCGCUGGGCGUGUUUGCCUAUGAAAUGUUCUACGGCCAGACGCCCUUCUACGCAGACUCCACUGCCGAGACUUAUGGGAAGAUAGUGCACUACAAGGAUCAUCUGUCUCUACCGGUGGUGGAUGCAGGGAUCCCAGAGGAGGCUCGCGACCUCAUCCAGAGGCUACUCUGUCCCCCGGAGAUGCGGCUGGGCCAGGGUGGAGCAGGCGAUUUCCAGAAGCAUCCUUUCUUCUUUGGCCUCGACUGGGAGGGUGUUCGUGACAGCGUGCCCCCCUUUACGCCAGAUUUUGAGGGUGCCACUGACACGUGCAACUUCGAUGUGGUGGAGGACGGGCUCACUGCCAUGGUGAGCGGGGGCGGGGAGACACUGUCAGACAUGCAGGAAGGCAUGCCGCUGGGAGUCCACCUGCCAUUCGUGGGCUACUCCUACUCCUGCAUGGCCCUCAGGGAUGAUGAGGUCCCAGGCCCCAGGCCCAUGGAACUGGAGGCCGAGCAAUUGCCUGAGCCACCCGAGCAAGCACCCAGGCCAGAGCUCCCCGUGCCCCUACCAGAGGAGACUGCCGAAGCAGCAGUUUCGGAGGCUUUGCCUGAGGCAGCAGAAGCCGAGGCCGAGGUGACGCUGCGAGAGCUCGAGGAGGCCCUGGAGAAGGAGGUGCUUACCCGGCAGAGCCUGAGCCGGGAGCUGGAGACCAUCCGUACGGCCAACCAGAACUUCGCCAGUCAACUCCGCGAGGCCGAGGCCCGGAAUCGAGACCUGGAGGCGCACGUCCGACAGCUCCAGGAGCGGAUGCAGUUGCUGCAGGCUGAAGGGGCCGCAGCUGUCACGGGGGUCCCCAGUCCCCGGGCUACGGAUCCACCUUCCCAUCUAGAUGGCCCCCCGGCCGUGGCUCUGGGCCAGUGCCCGCUGGUGGGGCCAGGCCCCAUGCACCGCCGCCACCUGCUGCUCCCUGCCAGGGACCCUAGGCUUGGCGUAUCGGAGGCGCGUUCCCUGCUCUUGUUCGCCGCUGCUCUGGCUCGUGCCGCCGCCUUGGGCUGCUCUGGGUUGGUGGCCUACGUCGGCCACCUCACCCAACUCUGGCGCCUCCCGGGAGCCGCCUUCGCCCCCUGAACCCUAGUACUCCAGCCUGUCCUCCACUCGGGCUGCGCUGGACGGUUGAGUGAUCUGGCUUGGCCCAGAGGCCACUUCCACCGCCCUCCGGUUCUCAUCACUUUUAGCUACCGUCUCCGUCCCAGCUUCAGCCCUGUGAUCCGGGCCCGCUCCCUGGCGGUCGGGGAGGGAAGAGCCGGGCCGCGGCCGGAGCACCGGGCUCUCGGGAGGCCUGUAGCCGGGAAUGCUGCUGCUGCUGGUGGGAAUCGUGGGCCACUUCCUUUUUCCGGCCUUGCUGAGGCCCCGACAUGGAUGGGCAAACCACGAUCUAGAGAAGGCAGCAGGGCCCAGGGCUCGGACAUCCGUUUUUCACACUCCACGUACCCGCUCCCCCGUCGGUCUGCAGUCCACAAAUCCUCUGUGCAUGAGACCCUGCUCUCGGGAAACUUUUGCUUUUGGCAGCCCCAUUUUCUCGGGGGCUCUCGUGCUCUGCUCUCGGAGCCACAGCCAGCUUCUCCCGCCUCGGCGAUUUGGGUAUUUAUUGACCUGUCCUCCGACCCGCUGACAGGCUCCAGGACCCCAGCACCCUAAUCCACGUUUUGGAUGCACUGAGACCCCGACAUUCCUCGGUAUUUAUUGCCUCUCCCCACCUGGGACCCCACCCCCAGUCCCCGCGAAAUAAAAGGCCCUCUCGUCUUCCCAAA
Messenger RNA from Manis javanica (Malayan pangolin), 2804 nucleotides. It is a transcript of the gene DMPK, whose product is annotated as DM1 protein kinase. The record is from RefSeq and is a predicted model, not a curated record. Gene Ontology annotation, cellular component: cytoskeleton; cytoplasm. Gene Ontology annotation, biological process: actomyosin structure organization; peptidyl-threonine phosphorylation. NCBI's taxonomy places the organism in Eukaryota, Metazoa, Chordata, Mammalia, Pholidota, Manidae. Gene Ontology annotation, molecular function: protein serine/threonine kinase activity; ATP binding.